AAGCGAUGAACAUGCUUGACGAAACGCUCCCGAUUAGACUACACUUGAUAGCUUUUGAACCAGUGCUACUAUCACAAGGUUCAGCUUCUAUGUUACAAAGAUACCGGCACCUUGCUGCUAACAAAGCCAUACAUGGCUGCUAUCUCCAAACCGAACUUGGACAUGGAACAAAUGUUUCGAGAUUAGAGACUACUGCCACCUAUAUCCCGGAGACAGACGAAUUUGAUAUUCACUCUCCUACAUUGACAAGCAGAAAGUGGUGGAUCGGGGCAUUAGGGAAGACUGCUACUCAUGGUGUAGUUCAGGCUAAACUUAUACUUCCUGGAGGCAAAGACGUUGGCCCACAUCUGUUUUUGGUGCAAUUGAGAUCUUUAGAGGAUCAUCGGGUAUUACCAGGGCUCACAAUCGGUGACAUAGGCCCGAAGGCCCUAGGGGGUAAUGCCUCGAACGACAAUGGAUUUGCCAGCUUCAAUCAUGUAAAGAUACCAAGGGAUAAUAUGCUCUCAAGGUUUGCCCAAGUGACGAGGGACGGGCAAUAUGUGAAACCUCCCCAUGCUAAGCUGAGCUAUGGAGGGAUGCUCUACAUUCGAUCAAGCAUGGUAAUCAGUGGAGGCUGGACUAUGGCUAAAGCGGCUACAAUUUCAAUUCGAUAUACCACUGUACGUAGGCAAGGAGGUGGGGAUGUCGACGGACUCGAACGUCAAGUUAUAUCAUAUCCAUCAACCUUCUACAGGCUUCUUCCCAUUUUAUCGCGUGCAUAUGUUUUUAUUCUGCUAGGACAACGGAUCACUACGGCUUUUAACGAGAUGUCAUCACGUCUGGCGUCAGGAGAUGCUUCCCUGUUACCCGAGAUACACGCGACUACAGCUGGACUGAAGAUACUGGUCUCUACGACAGGAACUGAGGAUUUAGAAACGGCUAGACGAUCUAUGGGAGGACACGGAUAUAGUGCUUUCUCUGGCCUUGGUCGCAUUUACGCGGAUUAUGUUCCAAGCGCGACAUAUGAAGGGGACAAUUUUGUCCUUGAUGGACAAGUCAUUCGCACAGCACUGAAGUCAUACAGCAAUAUAUAUUCAACAAAGACAUCGUCCAUGUCAAGUCUAUCGCCCUUUUCCAGUUAUCUUCGCCUCUGCCAUUCAACGAAGCCCCCUCAAAUAACUAAUUCGUCGACAUGGGACGAUCUCGCCAGUGUCAUUUUACUACUUGAAUUGCGUGCUGCUUUUGUUGUCAGGGACUUUGCGCGCAACCAAGGUGAUGACGAUGCAAGCGCAUCUCAAAGAGUAUCUAGAGCCGUUGUAGAUGCGUUCGUCGCGACACAAAUAGGCCACAUUGUCAAAGACCUUCACAUCCUCAAUCUCGAGAAACGAGUCAUCAGUGACCUUUUGCGUCUUUAUCUCCUGACUACAAUUGAAUCGAAUUUAGUCGACUUUUUAUCAUUCAAUAUUCUUCCUCGCGGGGAGUCUGGUGAUCCCGCUCGUAGUCUUCGAUUGUCCAUCCGAGAUCUAUGCUUAGAGCUCCUUCCCAACGCGAUCGGUCUCACCGAUGCCUUUGGGUUCUCGGACUGGGAAUUAAACAGUGCUCUUGGUGUCUAUGAUGGUAACGUGUACGAGGCGUUGUGGAAACGGGCACAAGAAGAACCCCUGAAUAAGGAUGAAGUGACACUUGCUUAUGAGGAGAGCAUCAAACCAAUGCUGCAACGUGGCCACAAGUUGGCUUUGCGAGGUCGUAGUAAACUUUGUAGGCUGUUGUGUAUCGCAACUUCUACAAUAAAUCUGAUUAUUUAAGUAUCAUGUAUUGAAAUAUCUCUGUUGUACCCAAUACCGUUUUCCGAGUCUUUAUCCCCUACCACAACUUUCUCAAACCGCUCUUAUUAUCGAACUGGCUUUUACUAUGCUACGCCCGGCUAUUCAUGCA
Molecule: messenger RNA, 1914 nt
Organism: Serpula lacrymans var. lacrymans S7.9
Lineage: Eukaryota; Fungi; Basidiomycota; Agaricomycetes; Boletales; Serpulaceae
Exons: 14
Coding region: 6-1784 (592 amino acids)
Biological process (GO): lipid homeostasis; fatty acid beta-oxidation using acyl-CoA oxidase
Cellular component (GO): peroxisome
Molecular function (GO): fatty acid binding; acyl-CoA oxidase activity; FAD binding
Source: RefSeq, a predicted model, not a curated record